AUGACUGCCACAUUGAUUGCCUUCUUGUUGCUUCUCGCAAUCUUUUCGUGCAUAUCAGCACAAGACAUUACCUGUCCUCCGGGCUCAUUUCCCCAGACAAAUGUAACAACGUUCACAGUCUCUUCCUCUCCAAAAUCACUGGAGUCGACCUUGGGAGAUUUCUAUUCGGAUAACUGGCAAUCUCUCCUUCAAACAUCCAUAACCUUCACUCCUGCCUUUCUCUCUAGAACCCUGCACUUCACAUCAGAAUCUCUCAAUAUUACCGAAACCCUUUUACCCUCAACUCCUACGCUGCUUCAAUGGCAGCUAUCUUCGGGGACAUUCGUGCUUCCUUUGGGGGGUGGAGAGUUCAAAGUGCUCUCAUAUAACCAAUCUCUUUCUCUCCUUCCUGUAUGUGACAGCGAUUCAUAUACCACUGUAACCUGGAGUAUUCAUGCCUGUAUCUCCUCGCCGUUCGAAGGGCAAGACGAGGAAGCGCAACCAAUAAACUGGUUCAAGCUUCAGCACGACAACGCUGCCAGAAUUAUUUUUUCCACAGUCCCUCGUGGCUGGUUCGGUCCCGUUUCGACAGAUCAAAAGAGCGCUGCAUGUCCCACCAACGACUACAGGGCUUCUGUGCUUUCUAAACCGAAUGGUGCCGGUGGGACUUUAAAGGAGCUAUCACUCACACCUACACCUACUAUUACAGCUGUGGUGUCAAGUUCUGUGUCAGCACCGGUACCGACGACUACGUUCAAGACGUCGUACCAACUAAUUCCGUUACCUGUGACGGUGUCAUUACCUGCCGAGAAUGCCACAUGGAGUACGGUUGGAGUGAGGAAUGAGGAAACACGGACCUUUGAGAAUUUUGAACCGAUAGAAACUUAUAUUCCAGGAAAUGGAGCAAUAGGAAUAAAUAGUGUAGAUACCACGGUGGUAAUAGCAGCCAUUAUAGGAUGGCUAUUUUUGUAA
Molecule: messenger RNA, 951 nt
Organism: Morchella importuna
Lineage: Eukaryota; Fungi; Ascomycota; Pezizomycetes; Pezizales; Morchellaceae
Exons: 2
Coding region: 1-951 (316 amino acids)
Source: RefSeq, a predicted model, not a curated record